CAGCGUCCCGUGGGCCGUGGCAUUUUGCUUACCUAUAGUCGUAGUUUUGGCUUGGCGAAUGCUGGAUUGCUGGUUUCUCCCUCUCCGCGCGACUGUACCAGCUAUAUAUGCAUCAGAUCAGUAGUGUAUAGUAGCCUAGGCAGACCUACGGCACGGAAGAUUAUAUCCAAAAAUUUCCCCGGAAUUCACUUCAUAGUUCAUAUACCUUUCAUACCAGCAGAGUAAAGUCAGUGCAGAACCAGAAGCCGAGACAAGUGGUAACGCGUAUCACGCAUAGGCCAGGGCUACACGACGCACACAGUUUGCAUCUAGUUCUCGAAAUAACUUGAAUUUUACGUUAAUUCUUCAAAAUUGUGCUUCACGAAUAGAAGAAGGUGCUAAAGACUCAACGAUAUAAGCAGUGAACAUUAAGUUUUUAUCAAAACAAACGUGAAAAAUGUCGGACGAAAAGAAGGAUUCGAAAGAAUCGGAACAUAUAAACUUGAAGGUCCUAGGACAGGACAACGGCGUAGUACAAUUCAAAAUAAAGAAACACACGCCUCUCAGGAAAUUGAUGAACGCGUAUUGUGACAGAGCGGGACUUGCAAUUGCUGCAGUGCGAUUCCGGUUUGAUGGUCAACCUAUUCAUGAACUGGAUACACCUUCGACGUUAGAGAUGGAAGAGGGCGAUACAAUAGAAGUGUAUCAGCAACAAACAGGCGGUGGACUAUGAUUUAAUAUUUCAUUAUUUUUAUAAAGAUUACAAUAUAAAAUCCUUAAUUUCCAAACUUCGAUACUUUCACUAAGUAGAUAAGUUUUUUAUCUUUCCAUCGUAGUGUAGAAUUAAGAUUUAAGAUUAAAUAAAAUCAGAUUUUCUAUAGUUUUA
Nasonia vitripennis (jewel wasp) is the source of this 865-nucleotide messenger RNA. RefSeq names its product small ubiquitin-related modifier 3 (gene Sumo). Gene Ontology annotation, biological process: protein sumoylation. The record is from RefSeq and is a predicted model, not a curated record. Bases 437 to 712 code for a protein of 91 amino acids. Gene Ontology annotation, molecular function: protein tag activity; ubiquitin-like protein ligase binding. Lineage: Eukaryota; Metazoa; Arthropoda; Insecta; Hymenoptera; Pteromalidae. The transcript is spliced from 3 exons. Gene Ontology annotation, cellular component: nucleus.